Musa acuminata subsp. malaccensis (wild Malaysian banana) is the source of this 774-nucleotide messenger RNA. RefSeq names its product ethylene-responsive transcription factor ABI4-like. The record is from RefSeq and is a predicted model, not a curated record. Gene Ontology annotation, biological process: response to stress; positive regulation of DNA-templated transcription. NCBI's taxonomy places the organism in Eukaryota, Viridiplantae, Streptophyta, Magnoliopsida, Zingiberales, Musaceae. Gene Ontology annotation, cellular component: nucleus. Gene Ontology annotation, molecular function: transcription cis-regulatory region binding; DNA-binding transcription factor activity.
AUGGAUCAUAACGAGCUCAAUUCUCCAAUAGAACAGUACCAGCUUUCGUUUCCAAGUUGCGCCGGCAGCAGUAGCAACACCACCGCUGCUAGUUCUAGCAGGAGGGGCAAGGGCAAGGAUGGGCCGGAGAACGGGAGGUUCAGGUACCGAGGAGUGCGGCAGAGGAGUUGGGGGAAAUGGGUGGCGGAGAUUCGAGAGCCCAGGAAGCGGACUCGCAGGUGGCUGGGGACCUUUUCCACCGCCGAGGACGCCGCCAAGGCCUACGACCGGGCGGCGCUCGUCCUCUACGGCCCACGAGCGCAGCUCAACCUCCAAACAUCCUCUACCCCUGCAGCCGCGCAUCACGUCGGCGCCACCGCCACUACCUCCUCCUUCACCACCACUCUCCGACCGAUACUCCCUCGUCCCUCCGGCUUCCACUUCCCCAUCGCAUCGUUGCCACCCAACAACAUCUCUCCUUUCCUAACCACCAACACGACCGACAGCACGAUCAUGUCCCCGGGCCCGGCGGCGGAACCGCCAAGGGUGGAGGUCGGAGCACUAGCGGCUGGCGCUAACCAUCUCGGCUGUAGCGAUCCCACAAACUUCGACGAGAUGAGAACUUUGGCCGGGUCGGUCAGCUCGAGCUUGUCCCGGUCAUGGCCGCCGGUGAUGACUACAGCGAGCUCGAGUUCGGCGCCGCUACUGUCGUCGCCAUUGUGGGAUUACGACGACUACGAUGCCGUGGCUUCUUGUCUAUGGGAUGACACCGAUCCUUUCUUCUUCGAUAUAUGA